Messenger RNA from Microthlaspi erraticum, 1782 nucleotides. Lineage: Eukaryota; Viridiplantae; Streptophyta; Magnoliopsida; Brassicales; Brassicaceae. The record is from the annotation of a GenBank genome assembly.
AUGGUCACAUUCGCCAUCAACGGGCAGCUUCUCGCUGCGCCGGCAGUUUCCUCCACCGCCUCUCAUCUCUCCACUCGCCGUAAAUAUUCUACCCAUUCUUCUUCUCGCGAACUCCGCUUCAACACACAAUUUCCUCGCUUCCCAUCUCUUCAAUGCAGCAGCAGCAGCUCAUCUAAUCGGAAGACGGAGCCUUCGCCUAACAACAAUCUCCUUAAAUCACUCGCGAAAUCUCUUGUUCUCGGCUCAGUUGCGUCCUCGGCGUCCCUAUUUCUUCCCCGAUUCACGUCGAUUCUAAGCGGCGGCGGAGGAGGAGGCGAUGGGAAUUCCGGUGGGUUUGGAGGAGGCGGAGGUGGAGGUGGAGGAGAUGGUGGAUUUUUUAGGGAUUUGUUUUCUCUUGCAGCUCCAGUGGCCGUCGCGGACGAGGAGCAGUCACCGGAUUGGGAUUCUCACGGAUUACCGGCGAACAUUGUGGUUCAGCUGAACAAGCUCAGUGGUUUCAAAAAGUACAAAAUCUCCGAUAUUCUCUUCUUCGAUCGACGGAGCCAAACCGACGUCUCCACAGAAGACUCCUUCCUCGACAUUGUAUCGAUUCAGCCAGGAAAAGUCUACACGAAAUCCCAAUUGCAGACGGAGCUAGAAACCCUCGCCACCUGCGGAUUGUUCGACAAAGUCGAUUUGGUAGGGAAGACGAAACCCGACGGGACGCUAGGCGUUACAAUCUCCUUCGCGGAGAGCACGUGGCAGCCGGCGGAGAGGUUCCGAUGCAUCAACGUCGGGCUGAUGACACAGGCGAAGCCGAUAGCGACUGAUUCUGACAUGACGGAGAAAGAGAUGAUUGCGUAUUUGAGGAGCCAGGAGAAGGAUUACAAGCGGAGGAUUGACAAGGCGAGACCUUGUUUGCUUCCCGGAGGGUUUCAGAGAGAGAUGAUGAUGAUGCUUAGGGACCAAAGGAAAGUCAGUGCGAGGCUUCUGCAGAGGAUUCAGAAACGAGUCAAUAAGUGGUACCAGGACGAAGGUUACGCUUAUGCUGAGGUUACGAAUUUUGGGAGCUUGAACUCUAAGGAACUCGUCUGUGAAGUUAGGGAAGGAGACAUUACGCAGCUGGUUAUCCAGUUUCAGGAUAAGCUUGGCAAUGUGAUUGAAGGUAACACACAGACUCCAAUUGUGCACAGGGAAAUCCCCAAACAGCUCCGUCCAGGUCAUGUGCUGAACAUGAAAGCUGCGAGCCAAGCUGUGAGGAACAUUUUCGCUCUAGGCUUGUUCUCUAACAUCGAAGUCCUUCCAAGUCAAGAUGAGAAGAACUCAGGAGGUGUGAUUGUUGAGAUCAAGCUUACGGAGGCUGAACCGAAAUCAGCAGAAGUCAGUACAGAAUGGAGUAUUGUUCCUGGGAGCACAGGAUAUCCUUCACUGGCUUCAUUCCAGCCAGGAGGGUCUGUUUCUUUCGAGCACCGAAACAUCCAUGGGCUUAACCGGUCUGUCAUGGGUUCAGUAACCACUAGCAACCUCUUGAAUCCUCAGGGUGAUCUUUCGUUUACGUUUGACUAUGUACACCCAUAUCUGGACGGUGUUUACAAUCCUAGAAACCGUAUCUUGAAAACGAGCUUCAUCAACAGCAGCAAACUCAGCCCAGUAUUCACCGGAGGACCUGGCUUUGAGGAAGCAGUGCCUCCAAUGUUAGUGGAUCGAAUUGGUCUUAAAGCUAACAUAUCCGAGAACUUCACCCCUCAGAGUAAGUUCACAUAUGGACUUGUGUUGGAAGAGAUCACAACAAGAGAUCAAUAG